CUUUCAUGGAGGGACUACGGUAUAAAGUUACAACCAGAAACAUGAGAACAUCGACGGAGAGAAAGGCAAGAUCAGUCUCAGACAAUCUUCGUAACUGUUCUUAAUGUUCCACAUCUGUCUUCUCCAUUCCCUAACACUCUCAAUCUCUCUCCGUUACGCCGUGGGAUAACAGUCUUAUCAUGCGCACUUGAUCCUUGUAUUGCUAUUAUUUUCAAAUGGCGAACUUGAAAUCUGAUUCUCCCGUCUGUCGUCGAAUCGUCCUUGCCUUUUUGGAUUUCCUCAAAUCAGUUGAACCUGCUCCUGGUGUUGAUCUUGAAGGUCUUGAGGUUGUUAGAGAGUGCUUGGAAGAGGCUUUUAAGCUCAAUCCAUCUUCCACUGAUGACCAGAUACAACCUGGUUUGUUGGUUAACUUAUUCAAUUCAAUGGAUGAAAAUAAGCACCUUGAGUUUAAAUUGGAUCAGGAUCAUUCUGCAAUUCCACUUGACACACCUAGUACAUCCUCAGCUCCCAAUGCAGCAGAUGUACAUAUUCCGGAAGCAUCAAAACCACUGAAAAAGGCUUUGACUGGAGAACCUGACUCAUUUGGGAUUUCAAAGGAUGAACUGUUUGGGCAAUUCUUUAGUGCACUUGAGAAAAUUAGGUUCUUUAAGACAACACCUGAUGGAGGUGAUGAUCAGGUCCAACUAGAUAGGGCAACACGUAUGUUUCAUGAUGCUCUAGAGGAAAUGGAAAGAGCUGGAUGCCAGAUUGUUAAUCAGAAGACCCUGGCUGAGACUUUAAAAUCCCAAGGCAACCGGGCAAUGCAGUCAAAUUCAUACUCUGAAGCAAUUGAGCUCUACACUUGUGCAAUUGCUCUUUCUGAGAAUGCUGUAUACUACUGUAACAGGGCAGCUGCUUACACCCAGAUCCAAAAAUAUACUGAAGCAAUUGAAGAUUGUCUUAAGUCCAUUGAAAUUGACCCCAAUUAUGGCAAGGCAUACAGUCGUCUUGGCCUUGCUUAUUACGCACAAGGGAAUUAUAGUGAUGCCAUCAACAAGGGAUUUAUGAAAGCCUUACAGUUGGAUCCAAACAGUGAUUCCAUAAGAGAAAAUAUCCGGGUGGCUGAACAAAAACUGAAGGAAGAGAUGCAACGUUCUGGAAAUGGUCAGAAUGCAGGUUCAACAAGUCAUAAUCACCAAGACUCAGAUAACCAGUCCACAGGAGCAUCUAGGAGCCGAAAUGCAUCAUCACCAUUCACAUCAAUACCUUUCAAUGCAGCUGGCCUUCCCACAGAUUUUGCAAACGUUCUCAUGAAUAUGGCUACAACUGCAUAUCAGCAGGGCCGGCAGACCCAAGACAGAUCACAUGAUGGAAACAACACAGAUGGGUCUCAUGAGCCUGAAAUAAGAAUAGGUGGUAACAUAAGCAUGAAUUUCGGAGAUGAAGUACCGGUGGACCUAACAGGUGCUUGGAGAUCUGUGAUGGAGAUGUUCUCAGGGGCAUCACCCCAUGAUCAUCCUCAGGGAAAUAUGAAUAGUGGACCAGCACCAAAUUAAUACAAUGGAUACUGAUACACUGUACAAAAGAAUAGAUUGUACUAUACUUGCAUUGUUCAUUUUCCCUCCCUAAAUGGAUAUGAAUCAAAUUCUCUAAUCAAUGAAGACGGGCUGAAACAUUAGGUUAGCUCUUCACUAGUAAUUAUGUUCGUCUUUCUGUUCCUAGUUGGGCUACUAAGCCAUGACUAGCGAGGAGAGAGAGAAAGAGAGAGAGAGAGAGAGAGAGAGAUUUUGAACUUGCAUCAAGGACCCCUAGGAUAAUCCAUCCACCCAAUAUCAACUAUAAUGUUUUUUUGGUCUCUUUGAGCCACCAGUCAACAUUUCCAUUAUAUGACCUGUUU
Nelumbo nucifera (sacred lotus) is the source of this 1876-nucleotide messenger RNA. It is a transcript of the gene TPR8, whose product is annotated as Tetratricopeptide repeat (TPR)-like superfamily protein. The record is from RefSeq and is a predicted model, not a curated record. Gene Ontology annotation, biological process: post-translational protein targeting to endoplasmic reticulum membrane. Gene Ontology annotation, cellular component: TRC complex; membrane. Gene Ontology annotation, molecular function: protein binding; molecular adaptor activity. NCBI's taxonomy places the organism in Eukaryota, Viridiplantae, Streptophyta, Magnoliopsida, Proteales, Nelumbonaceae.